Molecule: messenger RNA, 2627 nt
Organism: Ictalurus punctatus (channel catfish)
Lineage: Eukaryota; Metazoa; Chordata; Actinopteri; Siluriformes; Ictaluridae
Product: CD209 antigen-like protein E
Exons: 5
Coding region: 75-794 (239 amino acids)
Biological process (GO): biological process involved in interspecies interaction between organisms
Cellular component (GO): external side of plasma membrane
Molecular function (GO): D-mannose binding; fucose binding
Source: RefSeq, a predicted model, not a curated record
GGAAGUGCAGCCGUUCGCUCGUGCUCACACACACAUGCGGUUAGUGGUGUUAGUGAGUCUUUUAUAGAUUAGAGAUGCUUCAGCGUUCUACUGAGGAAAUGGAAAUUGUGGUGGAUAUCUAUGAGAGUGUAGACGCUGUUAGAGGUCAUGACCCCGACCUCGAAACCCAAGACACAAGGAAGGACCUAAACACAGAUCAUAGAGGAGACACUGCAUGGAGCAGGUGUUACAGAGUGACUGCAGUGUGUGUGGUGCUGCUGUGUGUUCUCCUGCUGACUGCCGUCACGGUGCUGUGGAUCCGAUUCAACAACCUGACUACAGAAAACAACCAGUUACAGACCAGUUACAACACCCUGACUAUAGAGAGAGACCAGUUACAGAAGGUUAGAGAGGAACUCCAGAAGCUUUCUAAACAGGGAUUUAUUUAUUUUAGCUCCAGUGUUUACUACAUCUCUACAGAGGAGAAGAGCUGGACUGAGAGCAGAAAGGACUGCAGAGAGAGAGGAGCAGACCUGGUGAUCAUAAACAACAAAGAGGAACAGGAGUUCAUCAGUAAAAUCCUGAGCAGAACAAAAGCUUGGAUUGGACUGAGUGACGGAGACAGAGAGGGCGAGUGGAAGUGGGUGGACGGUACACCGCUGAACACUGGGUUCUGGAGAAAAGGAGAACCCAACGGUGCUGCAAAUGAGGACUGUGUUGUAAUUCAUGAUCACACUGAUCCUGUCUGGAACUGGUCUGAUUAUCCCUGUAGUCGUCAGAUCAUUUGGAUCUGUGAGAAGACAGUCGUUAUCUGAAUUACUGCAUGUGAUUGAAAAGCAGUAAAUAAGUUGAUAUUUUUAUCUGUGUAGGUCAGUGUGUUGUGUCUGAAAAAUCCUCAUUACUGUUAGUAACUCUGUCACCACCAUGAUGUCACCUGAUUUUCUUUCUGAACUGAUUUUCCAUGCUGUGUGUGUGUGUGUGUUUUUUAAAUGAACAUGCAAAAUAACAGUGUGUGCUCGCUCCAGUGCUAUUCUGUUACCUGUUGAAUAAUGAGUCACACUGUUAAAUUAAGCCAAAUCAAGCAGUGAUUAAUAAUAUAUUGGAAAUAUACUAAGUUCCUAUCAGAUGUUAAUUAGUUUUCUGAACUUGGUAACAGACUAAUUGAGGUUUGUUUGUUUUUUAGAGAAACUUUUGAAAAUAAUGUAUAAAAGUCUCUGAUCUUACACUUUUACGUGUGUCUGGUUUUAAAGGAGUGUUUAUUAAAGCAGCACCGGUUAGAACACAUGAGUGAAAAUGAAGAUUUUCACAGGUUGUGUUAUACACAAGAGUUUGCUGACUCGCUGCCACAAAAAAAAACAGACUUUAUAAAGUCAUGAUGAGACAGAGGGAACAAAAGGACUCUUUUAGAUUCACUCUGUCAGUCGUGUAUUCUAGCUGUGAAAAUAACCUUUAUAUUGCAAUAAUAUGUAGGAAGGGCAGCAUGCAUUUUUUUUUAGCCCCCACAUAAUCUAGGUUCACCUGGUUAAAUGCACACUUAUUUCACAGCAUGUGAUCUAAUUCAUAUGAUUAACGUGGUCCUAUUUAUACAAUGAGACCGUGUCUUGCAGUGAAGAGAGCCGAGCUCAGCAGCACCCAAAGCCGAAAAGUGUUCGUUUCUGUUGGGUUCUGUUACUUUUGAGUUGAUGAUUCCUUUACUAAGGAGAGCCUUGAUCUGUUCCGCCGAAAACCAGUCAGUCUAAGACAGGGGUGUCCAGUCUAAUCCGGAAAGGGCCGGUGUGGGUGCAGGUUUUCGUUCCAACCAAGCAGGAGCCACACCUGAGUCUAUUGAAAGCAAAGAUUAAACAGGUGGAAUCAGGUGUGCCUCCUGAUGGGUUGGAAUGAAAACCUGCACCCACACCGGCCCUUUCCGGAUAAGAUUGGACACCCCUGGUCUAAGAGGUUAAAAAAAAGUCUAAAAUUACAGAAUAACUCAAGCCAGGCCACACAUUUCACAAUGUUGACCAUGUCCCAGUUUUAGAAACAAAGCACAGAUCUACAGGUCUGAAAACACCCUCAGAUAAAGCUGCCUGUAUGGUGAUCAGAGAGGUCAAGUAAAACCAGAUGCAGAAGUAUUAGGCAUUUUCAUUGUUUAUUCUUAUCGUUAACAAUAGCUAAUAUUAUUAUAGCUGAUUUAUGAAGGUCAAUACACUUUUUCAUUCCGUUUCUCUUAUCUUCCUCAUGUGGAUCGACGACUAAGGGAUGUUGGCCUCUGUCACCUCUUAUUUAUAUCUCGGUGAAACAGCAAUGGACGACUUCUUAAACACUCCUAAACACUCAGAUGGACUCAAUAAUACAUCAAGCGCAUUUUGUUUUUACUCAUACAACAAAAACAUCAAACAUUAAUGCAAUAGUAUGGUUAUAGUUGCUAUACGUAUAUGUGUGUCAUUGUAAUGAUGGUCUUAUGUUGUUACUGGAGACAAGUUAUUCGCAGAUCCAGUAGUAAGUUUCAGUGCAGGGUCUGUCAAACCAUCCAUUAUACCGGUUUAUAACACAGUCAUCGAUAUCUCUAAUUCCAUUUAAAGAUGACCAGUACCUAGAAAAGAGAAAAAGUUUAUUGCCCUGGACACACUGAGUAAAUGAAUAAAAGCCCAAUGAAUAUUAAUGUACAA